AGUAUCAUUUUCGUUAGUCAGAGAUUUCGGAUGAAAUGAAAAGUUUACGUUGACUUUUUCCAUAGUAUUAAAGGAAAGUGGGGAGUUUAUGUUAAGUGCAAUUUUGUGUAGAUAUAAAAGAGCGAUUGUGAAUUUAGAAACUCAUAUUGAUAAGUCGCAACAAAAACAGCAACAAGAUAUCAUUUUCGUUCAAGAUUAAUACUUUUGGUUAGGUUAUAGAUGCGACGUUAACGUAGCUGUGACGAAUUUGUUAGAAAAGUUGAUUUUAUUGUACAUAGCUACAAAAUUAUCUUACAAUUUUCUUCCUAGAAACAUAUGGACGGAGAAAGAAAGUUCAGUCUGUGGGUGGGUGGGCCGUCGAACUCUUGACAUAUAACAUCGCAGCAAUACCAACCAAACAUGGUUCGCCACGUAUAGAAGCUUGCCGUCCAAAACCUCUGUAUGGGUUGCUUGAUUUCUCCUGUAAUGAAACUCCGUCGUCUAUCCUCAGCUGAUUCAAGGCGUUUUGCAUACACGAAUCUGACUGACGAGGAUAUGGAGGAUUCGGUCAUAAAGGUGGUGGUAGGGAAGGAGAGGAAGCAGUUCAUGGUCGAACCGUCCAUUCUCGAAGAGACACCGUUUAGAAUCUUGAUUAAUUCGGUUAAGGAUCGUACCAAGAACCAGUUAAACCGGAUUGGGAGAGUUGUAUGGCUUGAUCAUGUCGACUCCAUCUUGUUCGAGCACUUGUUGUGGCUUCUUCGUAACGAUACAUCUGCAUUUUCGGAUAUAGAUGUCGUCGAGAUCAUUGAGUUCUAUGCUCAAGAUUGCUAGAUAAAGAAAUUGAUCAAUACGUGAAAUAAUAGAGUGUUGUUUCUUCGCAUCAACAAGUGUAUUUUGUGAUAGGUAAGAUCUAGUACUGAUACGGUUGAGGACUUCGUUCCAGGUCGUGGUUCUAUUUAUUGGUCUUUCUAGAGUA
Raphanus sativus (radish) is the source of this 955-nucleotide messenger RNA. Its product is annotated as auxin-responsive protein SAUR77-like. The record is from RefSeq and is a predicted model, not a curated record. Bases 442 to 810 code for a protein of 122 amino acids. Lineage: Eukaryota; Viridiplantae; Streptophyta; Magnoliopsida; Brassicales; Brassicaceae. The transcript has 2 exons.